AUCAAACUCAAAUGUAUGUUCAAUUUUUUAGCCAAUUUCGAUAGAUUUAAUAGCAUAUACGCAGUAACUGUUAAGGAAGAACUGUUACGAAGUGACGGAUACUGUUCCGGUAAAUGUGAUGGACUUGAAUCAUGGCGUCAAACUGUCAUUCCACUCUCACUAAGUUAUCCAAAUUCUUGUAAAGGUACAAUUCAUUCCUGCUGGUUUCAAAAAGAAACCGACAGGCGGAAAGCGGCCGUUGACAAAGUAUCCAAGAUGUAUAAAGAUUAUUCAGGUGCAUACGCCGCCUAUUCAUUCGAGAAACAUGGAGUAGAAAUAAGAGAAGCAGAGAUAAAUCGGGAUCAUACUGGUAACGAUUGCACAUGUUUGUGCGAACGUACGCUUAAUGACGAGGUUGAUCGGCGUGGUGAAUUAGUUGAUUCCAUUUGUUAUGAUCCAAUUUCAGUGGAUAAUGGAUAUGUUGCAACUGGCGUGAGAUUUAAAAGACAUGGUAACGUAAUUCACCUUGAACUUCAACAAGGUAUAUUAUCAGGAGGACGAAUUAAUCCUGUUACUUUAAAGUGGACAACUGCUAAUAACUGUAAUUCAGCAAAGAAAGUGGUUUCUAAUUUCCGAAACGGUGGCACCUACGAUGGCCUUGAAAUCAUAUUAGAAGAUAUGACUUUACCAGAAAAUGCAGUUGUUACAGGUGUUACAUUGGGUCAGUCAUUGCGCGGCCGUAUGAUUAAUGACGAUGGCGAUUUCAAUGAUAAUAUGGAUGAAACUGUAAAAAGUAGUCAAUGCCAUGGAAGUACCACUGACUUGGUGCAUGGUCAUUCAGAUCUUCUGCCAUCUACGUCUUUGAUAGGAAGAAAUAACGCACUCAGUAGAUCAUGCGAACAUAAAAUAAUAUUUGGUGGAACUGCUGAGAGAUCAGAUCAUAUACAACACGUUGUGCCGUAUGUUGAUUUACAGGAGAUCGUUACCGAUCAAAAUUCACCUCAGCCUAUUCGUGGAAUCGGUUGGUAUUAUCGCGGUCACGCUGGCUAUGGAGGAUUUUUGGCUCUCAAGAUAUUCAAAUAA
Microplitis mediator is the source of this 1062-nucleotide messenger RNA. RefSeq lists its product as uncharacterized. The record is from RefSeq and is a predicted model, not a curated record. NCBI's taxonomy places the organism in Eukaryota, Metazoa, Arthropoda, Insecta, Hymenoptera, Braconidae. The coding region runs from base 16 to 1062 and encodes 348 amino acids. The transcript has 5 exons.